Molecule: messenger RNA, 1923 nt
Organism: Xenia sp. Carnegie-2017
Lineage: Eukaryota; Metazoa; Cnidaria; Anthozoa; Malacalcyonacea; Xeniidae
Exons: 3
Coding region: 131-1858 (575 amino acids)
Source: RefSeq, a predicted model, not a curated record
AACAAAACCUACAAGGAUAAAAGAUUGAUGUUACAAUAAGAUACGUAACAUGUAAAGAACUAAUGCAGGCAUAAUUUUGUCCACACGAUCGUCGUAUAUGAAGUCUUAUUUCUAAAACGAAGUUUGAAAAAUGGCUUCACCCCCUAAAAAAUUGAAGAUUGAGGCAAACGGAUCUCGUUUAAGUAAACUCUUGAUAAAUAAAGGAACACAAGCUUUAAAAACAACAUUGCAGUUUAAUAUAAAUUUUCGUUCGUCAAACCUAAGCAAUGAACUUAAUAAACCCUCAAAUAAAAGUACAUUGGAAUCAUUAAGAAAAAGAAGCGUCAUCAACAAAGAGCAAUGGGACCUUCUUUACCCAUCAACUGGUUUGCCAAGCCUUGAAAAUUUUGAUAUUUCAUUAUUGAGUGUCUUAUUGCGUAACAUAUGUGGUCUAACAGCUCCACAUGGUGGAUGGAAUAAUCUUCCUUCCUCUUCAGAUACUUCAAUCUCAGCAAAUAUUGCAAGAAUAAAGUUUUAUCGAAACAAAGUGUAUGGCCACACAAGCACAACUAGCGUAGAUGACAGUACGUUUGAGCGCUUGUGGGAUAAAAUCUCAAAAGCAUUGGUUGGUCUGGGUAUUCAACAAACUGAAAUACAUGAUUUAAAGAAAGCUCCACUCAGUCCCGAUGAAGUAAAUUAUAUUGAAAUGUUAAAUAACUUUACUUGCAUAAAUGAGGAUGUAAAGAAAACAAAAGCUGAUGUAGCAGGAAUAAAAAAAAUGUUACAGGACAAAACAUAUUCUAAUGUUGAAAUUCUUGGAAAGUGUAAUUUUAACGGUCUUAUAAAAGAUCUUAACAAGAAAUACCUUGAAGGCACUAGACAAUGGUUAUUUGAAACACUCGACACUUGGUUUAACGAUAGAAUUGAAGAUUCUUCUAAUGUCAUGAUUUUGAUUGCCGGUCCUGGUGUUGGUAAAAGUGUGUUUGCUGCUGAGGUGUGUCGACGAUAUUCUGAAAAGAAGAAACUUGCUGCUUCUCAUUUUUGCAGGUAUAAUAGAUCAGAUUAUAGAAAUCCUCGAAUAUUGAUAGAAUCAUUGGCUAGUAGCAUGUGUGAUACAAUAUCAAAUUUUAAAAGUAAACUGAAUGAAGAAUUACAGAGAAACCAUUCAAAAGACUCAAUCACCGAUGCAUUCCGUGUUUUAUUAAAUGAUCCAUUGCAUUCAUUGGAAGAUCAUGAACCAAUGAUUUUGGUUGUUGAUGCCUUGGAUGAAAGCCAAGUUGAUGGCAAAAGUGAAUUGCUGGAAUUGAUUGCAGAAGAGUUUGACCGACUGCCAAAAUGGAUUAAAAUCUUCAUCACCAGUCGUCCAGAACUUCCUGUUCAAAAGGAGUUGAAAGAUAUGAAUCCUGUGGAGAUUACAACUCGUCCUCGUGAUGAAAACAACGAAGAAGACCUGCACAAGUAUUUAAGACAUCAGUUGAAUAAUCGGGUGAAGGGAGAUCGCCAAGUUCUAUUGUCAUUAGUUGAAAAAUGUGAUGGAUCAUUUCUUUAUGCGUAUUACGCACAACGGAGCUUGAAAGAAGAAAAUACAGAGCUUACUUUCAAAAGCAUUAGACAAUUGGUCCCUAGUGGGUUAAGCGGUGUUUACACAAAGCAAUUCAAAAGAGUAAAAGAAUUGUUAACGAAGAAAAGUCCCAGAAAUUCUGUUAUCUCAGAAACUAGUUUUAAGCAAUUUCUUGAAUUGUUGGCUGCCUGUCGGGAGUUUUUACCAUUAACUUUACUGUUUAGCUAUUUAGGUUUUCUGGUGACAUCAAGUUUGAAGGCUGCAGUAAAAUCAUUGAAUCGUUAUCUCAAAUUUUGCCUGUUUACGAUGAUUGUUUAACCGUAUAUCACAAAUCUCUAAUUGAUUGGUUGAAAUCAGAUGGUUAUGAACAGCAUGAGUUUACA